This is a messenger RNA of Lycium barbarum (goji berry), 1246 nucleotides long. Its product is annotated as YDG domain-containing protein At5g47160-like. The coding region runs from base 247 to 768 and encodes 173 amino acids. The record is from RefSeq and is a predicted model, not a curated record. NCBI's taxonomy places the organism in Eukaryota, Viridiplantae, Streptophyta, Magnoliopsida, Solanales, Solanaceae. The transcript has a single exon.
CUCUUCUUAACCCUUUAGCAACAAGAAGGAGUACUUCUACUUUUAAGUAGGAGAACUUUUCUUUCCACUACCUAUGAGGGACAAAUGCUCAUUUCAUAAAGCAAGAGGGACAACUCAUUUUCCCUCCACUUCUUUUCCCUCCAUUUCCCAUUCAAUCUAUCAUUUAAACCCAACACUAAACUUGUCCGAGAAGAUAAAGCAGAGAAACUUGAAGGACAAUCUAAAAGAAUCCAUAUAAAGGCAGCAAUGUGUUUGAAAGAUAAGUGGGUAAAUUGUGGGAGGAGCUUUGGACAUGUUCUUGGAGUUGAAAUUGGGGAUCAAUUCCGAUUCAGGGCAGAACUUGUUAUGAUCGGACUACAUCACCAAUUUAUUAAGGGUAUCGAUUAUGCGAAUAUUAACGGGAGAGAUGUUGCAACUAGCAUCGUUGAUUCUAGUCGGUACGAGAACGAGGCCAUAUCUUCUCAAACACUCAUUUAUGUAGGUGAAGGUGGGAAUCCAAAAGCUUUUGUUAAUGCGAGAGUGGAAGAUCAGAAGCUUGAAAAGGGUAAUCUUGCCUUGAAGAACUCCAUGGACUUGGGAUAUCCGGUGAGGGUUAUUUCUAGUCGACAAAGCGUGAAUAGUGAAAAGAGUGAUAAAAGAUACAUUUACGAUGGGCUUUACACCGUGACAGAGUGUUGGCAAGAAAGAGGUUCAACUGGAAAAUAUGUUUUCAAGUUUGAAUUGAAAAGAAAUCUUUGCCAACCAAAAGUUACUCGUGAACUAGAGUAAUAGCCAGCAAAUUUAGGCAAAGGUAAAUCAUUUUCGUCAAAACGUAAACAAGGCAAUAAAAUCAAUUCUGCAAUCGGAGUUUGUUGUUGAGUAUGAUAUCUCGCAAGGAAAGGAGAAGAUACCAAUCCCCGUUGUCAAUGCAAUAGAUGAUGAGAGACUCCUGCCAUUCACUUACAUUACCAAUAUGCAUUAUCCAAAUUGGUAUUAUAUAUCUAGGCCUCCAGGUUGCAGUUGCAUAAGUGGAUGCUCGGAGUCCGAGCAAUGCUCUUGUGCUUCUAGGAACGGAGGCGACAUUCCAUUCAACACAAAAGGCUCUAUUAUUAAAGCAAAGCCUCUUGUUUAUCAACCGUAGCUGCUCACUGAAUCUAUAUGCUCAAAAUGUCACUGAAUUUAUAUGCUCACCAAGAGUAUUGCUCCAUUAGAGGAGCUUGCUUAUCACUACAAUUACCAAAUUGGUGAUGUUUAAAGAUACAAAUGG